Closterium sp. Naga37s-1 is the source of this 1038-nucleotide messenger RNA. Lineage: Eukaryota; Viridiplantae; Streptophyta; Zygnematophyceae; Desmidiales; Closteriaceae. The record is from the annotation of a GenBank genome assembly.
AUGCGUCCAGACGAGGCCGGCCAGCUCAAGUACCGCAACACACGGCAUGCCGUCACCAGCAUGUGGAGGCUCGAGGGUGCACGUGGUUUCUACAAGGGCUUUCUGCCCAACCUGCUGCGAGUCAUGCCCUCGGCAUCCAUCACCUUUGCUGUCUAUGAAGGCAAGGUGAAGCAGAUCGUCGGCUCCACACUCCGCGACCUUCCCUCCCAAGACUCGCCAGCCACAGACUCCUCUUCUUCCUCCUCCUCAUCCGAGCCUGUGACCAACUUUGAGUCGGAUCGCAGCGCUGCGGAGUAUGCCAGCAUGUACGCCGGUGAUUCGCUGCCAGGAGGCCACGUCAUCAUGCUGGGGGCCGAUCCAGCCAGUCAGGCGGCAGCUCUUGGGGCGCUGAACGCAUUCCCAGGUGGGCUGCACGUUGGUGGAGGCAUUACUCCAGAGAAUGCCGGGAUGUACCUGGACGCAGGGGCCAGCCACGUCAUUGUCACCUCGUAUGUGUUUCGGGAGGGAGCGGUGGAUGAGGAGCGGCUGCGCAGGAUGGUGAAUGCCGUGGCGCCCGAGAGACUGGGCGAGCACUACUAUGUGGUGACGGAUCGGUGGCAGCGCUUCACAUCGCUGGUGGCCUCUUUUUCUAUCUCCCUCUCUCACACUCUAGUACACACACGCUCCCUCACACCCCAACCCCAGGGCGAGCACUACUACGUGGUGACGGACCGUUGGCAGCGCUUCACAUCGCUGGUGGUGGACGGCGAGUCGCUGGCCCGGCUGGCAGACUGCUGCGAUGAGUUCCUCGUGCAUGGCGUGGAUGUGGAGGGCAUGAAGCUGGGCAUUGACGAAGAGCUGGUUUCCCUGCUUGGGAAAUAUUCACCAAUCCCAGUGACCUACGUGGGAGGUGUUCGCUCUCUUGAGGACCUUGACAUUGUAAAGGCAGCUGGAAGGGGAGCGGUGGAUGUGACUGUAGGAAGUGCCCUCGACAUCUUUGGAGGGGACCUGCCAUACAGAGAGGUCGUGGAGUGGCAUAGAAGCCAAGAAAAGGUGUAA